Malassezia sympodialis ATCC 42132 is the source of this 651-nucleotide messenger RNA. RefSeq names its product uracil-DNA glycosylase (gene UNG1). Gene Ontology annotation, cellular component: nucleus; mitochondrion. Lineage: Eukaryota; Fungi; Basidiomycota; Malasseziomycetes; Malasseziales; Malasseziaceae. Gene Ontology annotation, molecular function: uracil DNA N-glycosylase activity. The record is from RefSeq and is a predicted model, not a curated record. Gene Ontology annotation, biological process: base-excision repair, AP site formation via deaminated base removal; base-excision repair.
AUGGGAUCGCCACCGGUCAAACGAGCCCUUUCCCCUGGUGCGGAUGAGUUUGAUGAGUUUGAUACGAGUGCGGAGGACCUGAUCCGCGCCGUCGAGGAGUCGGAGGGUGCCAAGAAGACGCGUCUAUCGUCGCCGCCCAAGACGGCGCGUCCCGCCCCGCCGGCCAAGGCGCCAGUGGCUGCCCCCAGGGAGAUGCCUCCCGUGUACAAUCAUCCCUAUGCUGGCACAAAAGAGGACCCGCUGCUUCUGGAGCGGACUACUAUGGGCAAAGCAUGGUUCAGCCGAUUGGAGCCGGCCAUGCGCCAGGACUCGUUUGCGCGGCUCAAGGCAUUUCUUGAUGCAGAGAAACGGGCAGGGAAGACGAUUUACCCGCCAGCCAAUCUGAUCUACAGCUGGUCGCGCACGACGCCGCUGGAAAAGGUCAAAGUGGUGAUUGUGGGCCAGGACCCCUACCACCAGCCGGGACAGGCAUGCGGCCACUCGUUCUCAGUGCCGAUGGGCAAGGCGGUGCCGGCGAGCCUGCAGAACAUCUACAAAGAGCUCCAGUCCGAGUUUCCCGACUUCCAGCGUCCCUCGCAUGGGUGUCUCGACGGAUGGGCGCGCCAGGGCGUGCUUAUGCUCAACGCCUGCCUGGUGCGUAAAGAGCGCUGA